AUGCUAUUUUGUCAUGGGGAGAAAAAGUCUUUUUCUUUUCUUGUAAGGGCUCUUAAGACUUUUGAGAAAGUUUCGGGUUUAGUAGCCAACUCAGAAAAAACAGCUGUGUAUUGUGGUAGUAUGGAUUCUACGAAGAAAGAGGAGACACUGGGUAGCUAUGACUUUAUUAUGGGUGAUUUUCCGUUUAAAUAUCUCGGGAUUCCUCUCAAUGCUAAGUAUAUGCUAAGCUCUGAUUUUGAUAGCGUUGUUGAUAAAAUGUUGGCUCGCAUUACUUGUUGGUCGAGUAGGAAUUUGUCUUAUGCUGCAAGGGCUACCCUCAUAAAUUUUGUUCUCAUGAGUCUUCACUUGUACUGGGCUCAGUGUAUUCUCCUUCCUAAGGGGGUUAUGCAUCGAAUUACUCAACUGUGUAGAUCUUUCCUAUGGGAUGGAGCUGUUGUCCUAGGUGGAGCCCCCCCUAUCUCUUGGGAUUGGGUGUGUAAGCCAAAGAAGUAUGGAGGGAUAGGAGUGAGGGAUUGUAGUAGAUGGAACAAGGCUGCCUUGGGGAAGUAUGUUUGGAAAAUUGCAAAGAAGGAGGAUACGUUGUGGGUAAAAUGGCUGCAUAGUAUAUACUUGAAAGAUCAAGAUUGGUGGUCUUAUAGUCCUAAGAAGAGUGAUGGUUGGUUUUGGAGGGAACUGUGUGCUGUGAAGGAUGAACUCCGACAGGGGUUUGAGAUAGGUAACUGGAUUAGCAAAAAUUACAAAAUUUCAGAUUGUUAUGAUUGGUUACAGGGGCCUCAAGAGAAGACUAUUGCAAACUGGCUCGGAAUUGCUGAAAGGAAUUUCAGAUUGAAUGUAUCUUGGAAACAUUGGAAGAGACAAGGUAUGGAUAUGAUUCAUAAGAGAGUAUACCUAGCUGCUUUUUCUGCAUGUGGAUACUAUAUUUGGUUUGCUAGGAAUCAUGCCUUUUGGGAAAAAGCUUUCUCGUUUGGUGGCUUCUGUCCUAUUACCUGCCACUGUUCUCCCUGUGUCUUGCUGGUUCUUGUGCUGCUGUUAGGAUUUCUUUUUUCUACUGGGGGCCUGCUUAGCCUUUCUACGUUGCAGGGUACUGCUGCUGGCUGCCUGUUACACUAUUCUGUGAUGCUGUUUGUUUAUCUUAUGGGCUGCAGUCUGUUUCUUGGAUCCGCUGGUGUAGACUGCUAG
Chenopodium quinoa (quinoa) is the source of this 1179-nucleotide messenger RNA. RefSeq lists its product as uncharacterized. The transcript has 3 exons. Lineage: Eukaryota; Viridiplantae; Streptophyta; Magnoliopsida; Caryophyllales; Amaranthaceae. The coding region runs from base 1 to 1179 and encodes 392 amino acids. The record is from RefSeq and is a predicted model, not a curated record.